Sinocyclocheilus anshuiensis is the source of this 348-nucleotide messenger RNA. Its product is annotated as transketolase-like. Gene Ontology annotation, cellular component: extracellular exosome; endoplasmic reticulum membrane. The record is from RefSeq and is a predicted model, not a curated record. Lineage: Eukaryota; Metazoa; Chordata; Actinopteri; Cypriniformes; Cyprinidae. The coding region runs from base 1 to 348 and encodes 115 amino acids. Gene Ontology annotation, biological process: pentose-phosphate shunt, non-oxidative branch. The transcript is spliced from 4 exons. Gene Ontology annotation, molecular function: transketolase activity; thiamine pyrophosphate binding.
AUGGCAAUCCAGACAAAGGAGAGAGCUCAUGGGGUUUGCUACAUCAGGACCACUCGUCCAGAGACUGCAAUCAUUUACGACAGCAAUGAGGACUUCCAUGUUGGCCAAGCCAAGGUGGUGUGCCAGAGUAAGGAAGAUCAGGUUACAGUGAUCGGAGCUGGAAUGACCCUCCAUGAAGCUCUGGCUGCAGCUGAGCAACUCAAAAAAGAGAGGAUUUACAUCAGAGUGAUCGAUUCUUUCACAAUCAAACCCCUGGAUGCCAAAACCAUCAUCGACCAUGUGCGCGCCACCAAGGGUCGUGUCGUCACCGUUGAGGAUCACUAUUAUGAAGGUGGGUUUCUAGCUUAG